Messenger RNA from Paramecium sonneborni, 1206 nucleotides. Lineage: Eukaryota; Ciliophora; Oligohymenophorea; Peniculida; Parameciidae. The record is from the annotation of a GenBank genome assembly.
AUGACAAAAAAAAAAUAAAGCGCAUUAUAAAACUAAGGGAAAGGAAAGAAAAAAGAGUAAGAGUUAAUCUAAGUUCAAAAUAGAAUUAAAAGCUUAACAGAUAUUUGCUAAUAAAAUGAAAUAACCUUUUAUACAUUAUAGUAAAAUUAAUUUGAUUUAGUUAUUUUAUUUAAGAAUGUGAUAUUUUAUUGUAGAUAAGAUAGUAAAUUAGAAAUUGUUGAUGAAAAAUUGACAAUUGAAGGCAAACUUUAUGCUACAAUACUAGAUAAUAAUUAAAACCCAAAAUAUAAAAUUUAAUAGGGAAAAUUUGCUCUAAAUUUAAGAAAGCAAGACCUUAAUUUAAUUGGGAAUGGCAUAGAAUAUUUAGGAAAAUCAAAUAUAAUACUUAAUAAUAAUUAAGAUAAACCAUCUAAAAUAUAAAAUAUAAAUAAAUCCUCAUAAUGUCGAUCUAAAAGUUAAGCACCAUCAAAAAUUAUUAUAAAAGAAGAAGGAAAAAUUAUUAAUAAUAAUAAUAAUAAACAAUCUAAAUUCACUAGAGGGCAAAUUCAAUUUCAAAAACUUCCACUUUGGUGUAAGUAUAAUUAAUAAAUCAGUGUAAGAGAUGAAUAAAUAUUGAUAAAUAAAAAUUGGUUAACAAGUAGUAUAAUAGAUAGUUUUGUAUUUUAUCUUAAUCUAGAAAGUGACAAAUAAUAUUUUCAAAAAAAACUAACUGAUCGAAAUUCUAUUAAGAGAAUCUUAUUCUUACCUACUAGUUUAACCACAAACUUUGGAAUUUAAUAUGAUUUUAUAAAAGCAUAAGAUUUAUUCUAAUAAGAAUUGCUUCAAUUUUAAGAAAUGAAUUUUGAGUUAAUGAGAAUUUAUAAAAAAAUAGGCAUUCCAAUAAAUAAAAAUAAUGAACAUUGGUAAUUUCUUUUAUUUGAUUACGAAAAGAAAAAUGUAGAAUUAUUUGAUUCUUUAUCUUUUUAAUUUGAUGAUAAAUUAAUUAAGACAUUAUCCAAAUUAUUAAAUUUAGAAAAUUGCAUAAUAAAUAAUAAAAAUGAUUUUGGUUCAUAAAAAACUAGUUAUGCAUGUGGAUAUUAUGUCUGUACAUUUAUGUAUUAUUAAUAUAAACUGUAAUUUGAUUAGAAUCUAAAAGGGCAUGUUUAUAAUGAGAACGAAAUUACUCAAUUAUUAUUAGAUGUCAUUAAGAAUUAAGAAAAUUAAUGA